AUGGACGUCACCGCGUCUCACCGCUGGCUGCGCGUGGAGAUCGCCGAGGCCUCCCACGAGGACGCGUCGGCAUUGGCGCAGGCCUCCACGCUCCAGCUGGCGCUCACGGGCAUGCUCUUCGGCCUCAUCCACGUGCUCACGGGGCCCGACCACCUCAGCGCGCUGGCCACGCUGUCCGCCGGCUCGUCGUGGCGCUCGUUCGCGCUGGGCGUGCGCUGGGGCUGCGGCCACAGCAUCGGGCUCAUCGUCAUGGCCGUGCUCUUCAUCGCGCUGGACGGAAAGCUCGACUUCUCGGUGCUCAACGUGGUGACGGAUGUGCUGGUGGGGGUCUUCAUGAUCGCGCUGGGCGUCUACGGAGUGCAUGAGGGCGUCAAGAAGGCCAGGAUGAGCAGGAGGAGAGGCGCGUCGAGGAGGAGGAGGAAAAGUGACAAGGUGAAGAGCAAGACGGAGCUGCAAGAGAGAGAAAGUGAGAGCGAGGAGGAGGAUGGAGUGGGGUCUGAAGGGGCGGAGACGGAAACGGAGACGGAGACCGACUCGGUGGCGAGUCCCAAGCGGACGCUGCUGAAGGACGGGCAGAAGAAGACGAACGAGCAGGUGGAGGUCACGUUCAGUGAUGAGGAUGAGGCGUCGCCUGCUGCAAGACGCAGGAGGUUGGAGGCGUUGAAGAAGGAGACGAAGGGUGCAGAGGUGGAGGACGCAGUGAUGGUGGACGUGGUGGUGAAGAAUGUGUCGCCCCGACAACACUCGGGUAGUGUGGAGUCGAUUUCGCUGGAGACCAGUCCGUGUGAAAGCGUUGUGGCGCUGGAGGAGCUGCUGUCGGACCGUAGUCAGUUGAGUGAUGAAGCGGACGCUGAUAUCGACACAAAGCAGGGUACGGGACCCAUGUGCUGCGGCUUCAAGUUGCCCACCAUCGACUUCCAGAACGCGCAGACGCAGAAGGUAUGCACGACGUUCUGCUGA
Messenger RNA from Phytophthora sojae, 960 nucleotides. RefSeq lists its product as hypothetical. NCBI's taxonomy places the organism in Eukaryota, Oomycota, Peronosporomycetes, Peronosporales, Peronosporaceae. The transcript has a single exon. The record is from RefSeq and is a predicted model, not a curated record. Bases 1 to 960 code for a protein of 319 amino acids.